CAGUUGACCUUAAUAUAGUUUUAAAAAUCAUUUUUAGCUUGUUUAGCAAGUUGCUCAUCUUUUUAGCACAAUCUGCAUCGCACGAAGAGCAAGUGUCUUUCGGCGGUCGAUUGUGUUUGACUGAACAGAGAUGUGAAACACCCAUUGAUUGAUCUCCACUACACUCCCUGCUGACCAGAGAAAACAGCCAAAGCGAGAGGGUAUUUAAAUUGGACGAAAUCCGUCCACCUUUGCUUGACGGAUAAGGUAGUUUUUUGCAUCAUUGCGUAGUCUAACCGAAUCAGUGAGUAGCGACGCGGAACCCCCGGCUUUGGCCUCAACACAGCACGACAUUAGCGAACCUGUAAUGUCGGCACUCUUGGACUUGUUUUCCCCUCUAAACCCUGCUUUCUUUUAGCCUGUGGCUAACUGCAUUACCGAGGGGAUGCUAUUGGACCAGGAGCUUUAAAUGCCUGAGAGAACAGUGGUCGUCAGCGGUAACUAGGCGGAUCGAGAGAGUCGCAGAGGCAGUGUGAAGAGGGAGGGUGGCUUCUGUCCCUUUCUGGACGUCCAUCUCUCCAGCACUACCUUCAUCGCGUCCAUCCACCACCGCCCUCUUUCUCCUACUCCUCCUCAUCCUCAACCAUGGACCCCCCGAGGACUCGAUCACGGUCUCGGUCAGGCUUCUAUCAUUUCGGCAUGAACGGCGGCGUUGGCAGUAACGGCAGUGGUAACGCUGUUGGUAGUGGGAGCUUGGUAAACGCCAGCGGAGGAGGGUCGAGUUACUCGCAGCAGAGUAACUCAGGUUGGGGGCCACACCACGGUGGUCGCAGCUACUCGGAGAACCAGCAGCAACAGCAACACACCCAGGGGAGCUAUAUGUCCGCAGGGGCACAGCGACACCCUCCACUCGGAGCCCACAGGCACCCCGGGGCCGGAGGAGUACUGCAUUUUCAUCCUGAUAACAUGUGUGGUGAUGAUCGGGACAAGAUGGAUGACAGUCCAAGCCCUAAGAGACAGCGUUUGUCUCAGCAGUCCAUGUUGGACCUGGGCUCUGCACCUUCCUCAACACCUUCCUCUCCCAUUCGUCCCUGGGAGCUCCCUCCCAAUCGCAGACCGCACCCUCAUUACAUGCCGGAGAGAUGUCACACACCUGUUCGCAACCGGCGCAGUCCUCCAAUGAGACGGCCCCGUGGCAGGAGAGACCGCCUCACUCGCCACCAUCACCAUGCCCACAAUAACAACAACCACCACCACCACCACUACAACAACAACAACAACCAACACCACCACAACCAUCACCACCCUAACUCCCACCACCAUCACCACCAUCCGCACUCCCACCAUGGCCACUCGUCGGGCCACCAGGAUGAAAACUACCGUCAUCCAGCUCCUCCUCCUCCUCCUCUUCCUCCUCCUCCCCAGGGUUACCAACCUUACAGCCAACAACCACCCAGAGGCCCGGGUCCAGGACGAGCCGAGCGUCCCGGUUCCCAUCCCCCAAACCCCUCGCCAAGGCCCCUCCAUCAGUCUCCAAAUCUAUCUCCUCGGCUGCUGCACCCUGCAGCCCACCCACAGCAUCAUCACAACCCUCACCCACACCAUCACCCUUCUCAGCAACAGAGCAGUGUGGUGCUGGACCUGCAUGAGCAGGGUUCCGCUCCAGUCUCAUACCCUAUAUCUCAGGCGGGGGCGCCACCUGGCCUGCCGCCCCGCUCUGCUCCUCAGCAGAUCCCAGCAUGCUCUGUGGUUUUCAGUGGACAGCACUACCCUGUCUGCAGUGUCCCUCCCCCCGUUCUUCAGACAUGUUCUGUCCAACAUUUACCGAUGCCCUAUCCUUUCCCAUCACUGCUGUCCAGUGACCCAGGCUUCCUGCUCCACCCUCCUCAUCUGCCCCAUCCCCCGACACACCUGUCCCAUCACCCGCCUCACCUGCCACAGCCUGGGCAGUUUGGACCCUACCCCACACAACAGGCUCGGUCGCCGUUACAGAGGAUUGAAAAUGACGUGGAGCUGCUUGGAGAGCAUCUGUCUCUGGGUGCUGGGCUCCACUACCCACCAGCCACCCACCCAGCACUCACCCCACACUCCACACAGCUGCAUUUCCUGUCCCAUGAGCCCCUGCCGCAGGAGUUGUUUGGAAUGUCGUAUCCAAACUUCAUUCCUCGGCGUCUCCCUGGGCGACGGUAUCGCUCACAACAGCCACUGCCACCUUCGCCUUAUCACCCCAGCCUCCUGCCUUACUUCCUUUCAAUGCUGCCAGUCCAGCCCGCAGGUCCUGCCAUCAGCCUAGAGCUGGACGUCGACGAUGGAGAAGUAGAAAAUUAUGAGGCUCUCCUAAACCUCGCUGAGCGUCUGGGAGAGGCCAAACUCCGUGGACUGACCAAGGGGGACAUCGAACAGCUUCCUUCCUAUCGGUUUAAUCCAAAUAACCAUCAGUCUGAGCAAACACUGUGUGUGGUGUGUAUGAGUGAUUUUGAGUCACGCCAACUGCUGCGAGUUCUGCCUUGUAGCCACGAGUUCCACGGGAAGUGUGUGGACAAAUGGCUGAGGGCUAACAGAACUUGUCCCAUUUGUCGAGCGGACGCCUCAGAGGUGCAACGAGAUUCGGAGUGACCACACGAGGGAGCUGAUACUCCACGAUCUGUCACACUCACUCAGUACUGCCUUCUCGUAUGAAUGUGUGUGUGUGUUUACUGUAAAUGCACACAUACGACACACUUUCUCUGUUUUGUUUUUCUCCCUCUCUCUCUUUUUUUUGUACAACACCGUUGUUUCUUCCAUUCUCUCCUCUGGAGUGUGUGUGUGUGUGUGUGUUUGUGUUUGUCAUUCUUCUUCUGCAUGGACGAUGGUUCACAUAUGUUUUAAUACAAGACUUCAUCCUGCACUGGUGAGUGUGUGUGUGAGUGAGUGUGUAUGUGUGUGUGUAUACAUGCAACUAAUAUGUCCCAGCAUCAUCUGAUCAGGCCAUUCUAUGGUGCACGGCUGUUGCGUGCAUGUGUGAGGUAGUUUGUUAGUUGUUUAUUGUUUUUACAUUUGAAGUAUACAAGACUCCUUUGAGGGUCCCUUUACUCUGGAGGGGCGAACUUUACUUCCUGUUUAUACGUUUAUGCACUGUAUGUCUGUAAGCAUACACUGUGUGUGCUUGUACGUGUGUGUUUUAGUAACUUUAGUCAUGUUCUCAAACACGACACUAAGGGUCCAUGCUGCCACUCUUCUUCACUUUUUCCAGUUUGACCUAUAUGUUUGUGGUACUAUUAUUAUUAUUAUUAUUAUUAUUAUUAUUAUGAUAAUAAUGCAGUUAUGGGUGACAUUUCCUGGCUGGCAUUUACCUCGUCAUUCCCCCUUUCGGUUACAGGCUUCCACUGCACUGCUUCAGAGUUAAGUGCAUUAUAAUACUUUUCUUUCAUUUAUUAGAGAAAGUAAGUUUGUCUGUGACUUGGCGAUGGCACAUGUGUUAUAUAUUAUACAUAUAUAUACUGUAUAAAUCAAUGAAUAUCUGUAUACCAAAUAAAAGGCUUGAUAUGAA
Cynoglossus semilaevis (tongue sole) is the source of this 3508-nucleotide messenger RNA. Its product is annotated as E3 ubiquitin-protein ligase RNF38-like. Gene Ontology annotation, molecular function: ubiquitin protein ligase activity. The transcript is spliced from 13 exons. Lineage: Eukaryota; Metazoa; Chordata; Actinopteri; Pleuronectiformes; Cynoglossidae. Gene Ontology annotation, biological process: protein ubiquitination. Bases 625 to 2595 code for a protein of 656 amino acids. The record is from RefSeq and is a predicted model, not a curated record.